GGCGGCGGCGGCUGCUGGAGCAGCCCGGGAGGAUGGCGGCGGCGUCGUGGACGCGGUGGAGAUGAGCGCCCGUGGCCCCAGGCCCAGGGCGGCGCGGCCGGAGUGGGCGGGGGUACCGAUGCAGGCCCGAGGGGGGCCAUGGGGCAGGUCCUGCCGGUCUUCGCCCACUGCAAAGAAGCUCCGUCUACAGCCUCUUCUACCCCCGAUUCCACGGAAGGAGGGAAUGACGACUCAGAUUUUCGGGAACUGCACACAGCCCGGGAAUUCUCGGAGGACGAGGAGGAGGAGACCACAUCGCAGGACUGGGGCACCCCCAGGGAGCUGACCUUUUCCUAUAUUGCCUUCGACGGUGUGGUGGGCUCUGGGGGCCGUAGGGACUCAGUUGUUCGUCGUCCCCGGCCCCAGGGACGUUCGGUCUCAGAACCACGGGACCCACCCCCACAGCCCGGCCUAGGUGACAGCUUGGAAAGCAUCCCUAGCCUGAGCCAGUCCCCAGAGCCGGGGCGCCGCGGUGACCCUGACACAGUGCCUCCAGCCGAGCACCCGCUGGAGGAACUGAGGCUGCCCCUCGACCAGCUUGGCUGGGUUGUCCGGAGCGCGGGAUCUGGGGAGGAUUCGGCCACCAGCAGCUCCACCCCGCUGGAAAAUGAGGAGACCGAUGGACUGGAGGCCAGCGAGGCUGGAGAAGAGACGAAUCUGGAACUCCGACUUGCUCAGUCUUUACAUUUGCGACUCGAGGUCCUGACUCCUCAGCUUAGCCGUAGCUCCGGAAGCCCCCAGGCGCAUACCCCAUCCCCACAAAGAUCUCAAGAUUCCAACUCCGGUCCUGAGGAGCCUCGGCUGAAUGAGGUAGAAGAGCAUUGGCGGCUGCAGGAGCAGGAGCCAAUCACGGCCCAGUGCCUCGAUAGCACAGACCAAUCAGAAUUCACGUUGGAGCCGCUCCUUCUAGUGGCAGACCUGUUGUACUGGAAGGACACCAGGACGUCGGGAGCCGUCUUCACGGGCCUCAUGGCCUCUCUCCUGUGCCUCCUGCACUUUAGCAUCGUGUCCGUGGCUGCGCACCUGGCCCUGCUGGGUCUCUGCGCCACCAUCUCUCUCAGGGUUUACCGCAAAGUGCUGCAGGCCGUGCACCGGGGCGACGGCACCAACCCUUUCCAAGCCUACCUGGACAUGGACCUGACCCUGACUCGGGAGCAGACAGAACGUUUGUCCCAGCAGAUCGCCACCCACGUGGUCUCCACAGCCACACAGCUACGGCAUUUCUUCCUAGUAGAAGACCUGGUGGAUUCUCUCAAGCUGGCUCUUCUCUUCUACAUCCUGACCUUUGUGGGCGCCAUCUUCAAUGGCUUGACCCUCGUCAUCCUGGGAGUGGUUGCUUUGUUCACCGUGCCCCUUCUGUACAGACAGCAUCAGGCCCAGAUAGACCAGUAUGUGGCGUUGGUGACCAAUCAGUUGAGCCACAUCAAAGCUAAGAUCCGAGCUAAGAUCCCGGGAACCGGAACCCUUGCUCCAACAGCAUCAGUUUCCGGAUCCAAAGCCAAAGCCGAAUGAGAGGGGUGUCUUUGCCCGAGGGACGCCUGCCCACACCCCAGCAGCCCUCUUCCCGAAUUUCAUUUCCCGUGCAUCCACACCCUCUCCCACUCGGCCGAGCCAUUUCCUAGUGGGAAGUGCCUGAGCGACCCGGACUACAUUUCCUAAGAGGCUCUGCUCUAAGAGUCCAGGAAAAGGCCGUGCUCCCUGGCCGCGGAGCCUGCUGGGACUUGUAGUUUGAAUAGUCAGGACGCUGCCCUGCACUUCGGUGACCCACCGCUGGAGGCGCCGUGAGGGGUUGGUGCCUCUGCCGCUACCAACUCCUAUGCUGGGGCCUUUGCAUGGGGCCCAGGCAGGCCUUGAGCUUGGAUUUACACUGUAAUAAAGACUCCUGUUGAAAAUUUA
This is a messenger RNA of Apodemus sylvaticus (European woodmouse), 1935 nucleotides long. It is a transcript of the gene Rtn2, whose product is annotated as reticulon 2. The record is from RefSeq and is a predicted model, not a curated record. NCBI's taxonomy places the organism in Eukaryota, Metazoa, Chordata, Mammalia, Rodentia, Muridae. Bases 139 to 1551 code for a protein of 470 amino acids. The transcript is spliced from 10 exons.